Molecule: messenger RNA, 1746 nt
Organism: Chroicocephalus ridibundus (black-headed gull)
Lineage: Eukaryota; Metazoa; Chordata; Aves; Charadriiformes; Laridae
Gene: LMNTD1
Product: lamin tail domain containing 1
Exons: 10
Coding region: 9-1514 (501 amino acids)
Cellular component (GO): cytoplasm; nuclear envelope
Source: RefSeq, a predicted model, not a curated record
ACCAAGUCAUGCUGGAACAAGUACAAGAGGAGAACCAGCGCUUGAAUCAGCAAGUUGCUAGUCUGACAGCUGCGUUUAUGGCACUGCAGAAAAUGGAGGUGCAAGAUCUUCUUGCCAAGGAGGAAGCACUGCAGGAGGUUCAGGAGAAUUAUGUCUCCCUGGAAAGUGAAAUCAAGGAGCCUGGAGGAGGAAACAGCACAGAGACAACAUCCUCCCGGCUGUUUUCUGAGCUAUUGGUCACAGACUCCAACACUUCAAGCUCCACAGCAGAUGGGUCAAUGUAUUCUUCAGACAUGUCUUUUGUGGGUUUAUCUUAUCCUGCCUCUGUCACGCGGACCACAGAGAUGCCCAGUCUGGCACGAUCUUCUGGCCUAACUCAAACUUUGAAAGCCAUAGCUCAGCCCAAAGAUAGUAUUGAGAUACCAAACUGGAACUCUGCUCCAUCAAGAAACCUUAGCCUUUCAAGGAUGGUGUCAGGACAACACCAGAACCAUUUCAGCCCUUUGUUUACUAACUCAAGGAAGAUUGCCCAGAGCCUUGUAUGCAUGGAGAAUCAUGGAAGGACACAUUCUGCUUAUGAGGACUACCAAAAGUCUGCAUCCAGUGCUAUUGGAAAUUUGAAAAUUGCUGAAGUUGAUCCAGGUGGUUAUUUUGUAAGGAUCCUGAACUGUGCCCCUGAAAAAGAGGAAAGCAUUGGGGAUUAUCUCUUGAAGCAGGACGUCCAAGGUCAACCAGUGGCUGUAUUUCGGUUUCCCUCUGAGACCAGGAUGGGGCCCAACUCCACCAUGACCGUUUGGGCAGCAGAUGCUGAAGUGCUUCACAGACCUCCCUCAGAUUUUCUUUGGAAGGACCUGGAGAGAUUCAGGACAAGCGUUGACUGUGCUACUAUUCUCUGUGAACCUAGUGGUCAAGCUGUGGCUUGGUACACUCCUCUCUACUGGAACCGAAGGCAAGGAUUUGUGGCAAAAGAGGAAAGUGAAAAAUUUGAGAACAUUGUCAUACCAACUUUCUUAACAGUAAAGCAAAAAGAGGGAUGGGAAAAUGAACAGGAAUUUACAACAACUGAUACAGACUGGAAGACGUCUGACCCAUGGCAAACAAGAAAAAAAAGACAAAGCUUCAUUAAAAGGGAGAAAAAGGCCUCUGCAUCCCUUCUCCCUAACCGAAGCGCCUGGUGCCAAAGCCCAAACUCUCCCGCACACCCUCACUUUUCGCUGGUUAGAUCGUUAACCAUGGGGAAUGAUGGCAGCAGCUUGUGCAGGCAGUCUCGGUGUCAAUCAUCCCGGCCUGACCCCGUGCCAGGCACUCUGUAUGCAGGAACUAGUCGGAAGAAAAACCCUACAAUUCCCAGCUGUGUGAGUGGGGAAGGCAGAAGGCGGCCUACUCGGUCAGCAGGGCCUAAUUUUGGUGGAGUGAUGUACGUGGGGUCGCUUCCCCUGGCUGGCACUGCUCUCCAGAAGUACUUUGUCACUCCAUCUUACAGCUCCGUGCUACCAAUGCAUCACUUGCUCUAGCCUCCAGCACCGCUUCCAUAAACAGGAAGAGAUUACCGGGGCCUUCAAAAAAAAAUAAAAAUAAAAAAAUCCCCCUGACAAAUCCUUUGUGUUGUGCAGGUUGUUGCUUCAAGAAAUGAGGAGGUUCAUUUCCAUGGUGACACCAGAGACUGUUAACCUUAUCAGUACAGACUGCAUGUCCCACAAAGUUUACUUUAUCGGUUCUUGUCACUAGCAUUUCACAGUAAUUCCG